Molecule: messenger RNA, 291 nt
Organism: Spirometra erinaceieuropaei
Lineage: Eukaryota; Metazoa; Platyhelminthes; Cestoda; Diphyllobothriidea; Diphyllobothriidae
Source: the annotation of a GenBank genome assembly
AUGAACAUCGCUACACUCAGCGAGACCCGGUUUUCCGAACAAGGCCAACUGGAGGAGGUGGGUGCAGGCUACACCUUCUGGUGCGGUCGCCCGAAGGCAGAACGCCGUGACGCGGGUGUCGCCUUUGUCCUCCGGAACGACAUCGUGGAACGACUGCCCUGUCUGCCGCAGGGCAUAAGCGACCGCCUGAUGAACCUUCGCCUGCUUCUCCGGGGAGGCAAAUUCGCCACCGUCAUCAGCGUCUACGUGCCGCCGAUGCCCAGCCCUGACGCCGCAAGGGCCGAAUUCUAA